Perkinsus marinus ATCC 50983 is the source of this 519-nucleotide messenger RNA. RefSeq lists its product as hypothetical. The record is from RefSeq and is a predicted model, not a curated record. Lineage: Eukaryota; Perkinsozoa; Perkinsida; Perkinsidae. Bases 1 to 519 code for a protein of 172 amino acids. The transcript is spliced from 6 exons.
AUGACGGAUUCAUCGCUAUCACCGUCAGUGAGGAUGCCCCCUAAUUAUGGCAACCUUCCUCGUGGAGGAGGAGGAGUACCUACGACUGGUGACCCUAGUGAAGCCAGUAGGCUCCUGGAUGGAUGCCAUCAGAUCAUGGUUGCUAUGUCUAGUCCUUCUAUAUUCGAAAACUCUAAGGAGAAGGCAUUUCAGACCUUUCGUAGAGGAUGUCUUGACUUGAAGAAGGAUGUCUCUGCUACUGAGGGGCUUGAAAGCGAUAAGAUAGAUGAUUGGAUGAUUGAGAAUUGUUGGUUAUUCCUAUUCGAACUUGCCAAAGCACGACUAAGGAGGAAGCAUGUUUUGGAGUGUAUGGAGAUACUAUGUACUAGUGAUAAAUGGAGGCAUAUGCUGGAUGAUAACGAAAGGAUACGCGCUAAAAUGGUAGACUUGGACGAAGCAUUCAUCCAAUCAAUAGUGACGGAAUUCCACGUGAAGCCCUUCCCAGCCAAAGCAGCGCCUGUUAAACCCAAACAUAAGUGA